Debaryomyces hansenii CBS767 is the source of this 939-nucleotide messenger RNA. RefSeq names its product putative hydrolase (gene NIT2). The coding region runs from base 1 to 939 and encodes 312 amino acids. NCBI's taxonomy places the organism in Eukaryota, Fungi, Ascomycota, Pichiomycetes, Serinales, Debaryomycetaceae. The transcript has a single exon. The record is from RefSeq and is a predicted model, not a curated record. Gene Ontology annotation, molecular function: hydrolase activity, acting on carbon-nitrogen (but not peptide) bonds, in linear amides.
AUGUCAAAUACGGUUAGAGUUGCAUGUGGGCAGUUAUGCUCGUCAUCCAAUUUGCUGUCGAAUGCAAAUAUCGUUAAAAAGUUAAUCCGCAAGGCAGUGACAGCCAAGGCAAAGGUAUUGUUCUUACCAGAAGCCACCGAUUACAUAGCCAAAGAUGCUAUUCAGUCGAUGCAACUAGCACAGUCGAGCCACGAGAAGUUUAUCUCUGAUAUACAAAGGGAAUUGAAGGAGGUGUAUGCGGAUAAUGGUGACGGACUCUUUGUUGCGGUAGGAGUCCAUGAACCGUCGAGCAGUACAGGAGUAAAUGCUAAGGAAAUUUUGAACAAGGUGCUGAAUAAUCAACUUUGGAUUGGUAACAGAGGUGAAAUAUUACACAGAUACCAAAAAUUGCAUCUUUUCGACAUCAAUAUUGAAAAUGGGCCCAUCUUGAAAGAGUCGAACUCGGUGGAACCGGGAAGUAGUGUUUUGAAGCCAUUUCCAAUCAACACGUCAAGUUUAUCGGAGUUCCUAAUAGGGUUUGCCACAUGUUACGAUAUUAGGUUCCCUGAAUUGGGCUUGCGCUUGAGAAGUUUAGGGGCUAACAUUAUUACGUAUCCGUCUGCGUUCACCACCAAAACGGGCCAGGCCCAUUGGGAGCUAUUGGCCAGGGCGAGAGCUGUAGACACACAAUGCUACGUGGUAAUGGCAGCGCAAUGUGGUGAACACGACACGGGGGGCGACAAAAAAAGGAUCAGCUACGGUAACUCGAUUAUCAUUGAUCCUUGGGGCAAUAAGAUAAGUGAGUGUCACAAAUAUAACGAAGAUUUGGUAGUGGAUUCCGAGGGCGAUUACUACGAAAUGUGUGUGGCUGAUCUCGACUUGGAUAUGGUCGAGAAGACUAGAAGAGAUAUGCCGUUGAUGACCCAUAGAAGACCCGAUGUAUUUGGAAACGAAGUAUAG